Dermacentor silvarum is the source of this 2284-nucleotide messenger RNA. Its product is annotated as cholecystokinin receptor type A. The coding region runs from base 487 to 2049 and encodes 520 amino acids. Gene Ontology annotation, biological process: neuropeptide signaling pathway. Lineage: Eukaryota; Metazoa; Arthropoda; Arachnida; Ixodida; Ixodidae. Gene Ontology annotation, cellular component: membrane. The transcript has 7 exons. The record is from RefSeq and is a predicted model, not a curated record. Gene Ontology annotation, molecular function: neuropeptide receptor activity.
AGAAUGUCUCCUCUAGCGCGCCGGAGGCGCGUGCGGGACGGCCCGCGAGCGCGUCCGUGCCUUGCGGCGGUGCGCUGCCGAAUGCGGCUUUUCGGAGCGCUGCCGCGCGCUUGCUUCGAGGUCCGUCCAGGUGGCGCUAGCGUCCAAGUGCGCGUGCGGCGCGCCGUUCCGCGAACGCGCUUGGCGCCGUCGUUCGCGUGUUGUCGUCCGACGCGCGCGCGCGUUUUUCUCCAGCGAAGUAGCAGCGCGCGGUAGUUGAAGCUGUUUGGAGCGUCCCGACGUGCGAUCGGCGCGAGAAGCGUGGUGGGUCGCUUCGCAUUCGGUAGUUCAGACAGUUAUUCUUGGCGCGCUUUGUGCGUGGGGGGAAGAAAGCGCCCGCGUGCGUUCAAGAAAAAAAGAAAUGAUGAAGUCUUUGUUCGCAUCGUCUACGUCUAUGGUGUGCCGACGUCCACGCUGAGGUGAUCUGAGCCGACGGCCACCGCCGACAUGUGCCGGGGCGCGGAGUCCGCCAACAGCAGCGGCGACGCGCUGUCUAACGAGACGGCAGCGGCCGAAGCGCUGGCCGCCGCCGCGGCAGGCUGCUGGACGGGCAUCAGCUUCGAGACGGCCUUCAGGAUUCUGCUGUACGCCAUCAUAUUCGUGUGCGCCGUUGUGGGAAACUCGCUGGUCAUCAUCACGCUCGUCCAGCGCCGGCGCAUGAGGACCGUGACCAACGUGUUCUUGCUCAACCUUGCUGUCAGUGACUUGUUGCUGGGAGUAUUCUGCAUGCCCACCACGCUGGUGGGCAGCAUCCUCAGGAAUUUUGUGCUUGGCGGAGCCAUGUGCAAGCUCAUACCUUACCUCCAAGCCGUGUCAGUGUCCGUGUCGGCCUGGACGCUGGUGUCCAUCUCGCUGGAGCGGUUCUUCGCCAUCGUUCGGCCGCUCGAGUCCCGUCGGUGGCAGACCCGGUCGCACGCCUACAAGGUCAUCCUGCUAGUCUGGCUCUGCUCCAUGGUCACCAUGCUGCCCAUCGCCGUCCUUUCGCAGUUGGUGCCCCUGCGCGGAGAGCGCAAGAAAUGCCGAGAGGUGUGGCCCAACGUGACCUCGGAGCGCGUCUUCAACGUGUACCUGGACGUGACGCUCUUCCUGCUGCCGCUGGUGAUCAUGUCGUUCGUGUACAGCUGCAUCUGCGCCACCCUCUGCCACGGCAUGAAGCUCGACAACAAAAGUACGCUGUGCUGCUGCUCGCUAAUCCACCGGGCCUUGGCGCGCCGAUGCAGGGGUUGCGCCGCCCCGACGCCCGAAACCGAACAGCACCCCUCAAAAGACGAGGAACUCAUGUCGACGGCCGUGGUGCACGAGGAGUACCACACCAAUCCCAACAUGCCGCAGCUCAUCGCACCUCCAGACGUGGAAGCCAGGCUCCAAAAAAUGCCAAGGAGACAGUUUAUCUUCAGGGGAAACUACCGCAAGAGCCGGGCCUCGAAGCGGCGCGUGAUCCGGAUGCUGUCGGUGCUGGUGCUGGAGUUCUUCGUGUGCUGGACGCCGCUGUACGUGCUGCACACGUGGACCGUGUUCGACGCGCACGCCGCCUACAGCCGCGUGCCGGCCGGUGCCUUCGCCGCCGUACACCUGCUCGCCUACGUGUCCUCCUGCUGCAACCCCAUCACGUACUGCUUCAUGCACGACAAGUACCGGCAAGCAUUCCGCAACGUCCUCGCCUGCUCGAGCGCCUCGAGCCGCCGGCGCCGCCGGUGGUCGUCGACCAAGAGCCACGACCGAUUCGUGUCGCUCAACAGCAUCUGCAGCAACGGCAAGAAUGUCAGCGGCAGGGGAUCAUUACGGAGCACGUUCACAAGCCGGCUGUCCAGUGUCAAGGAAGAGAGAGCAACCAACGAUGUCAAUGAAGCCUCUGACCAAAAGCACGAUAUUCGUCACAACGUGAAGAGUCCUCCGGCGACACAUGACCUGUGUUUUGAGCGCAAGACUGUGCUGCGGAAAUGGACAGCCUGCGCUGGCAUCCCAGCACCCGUGCUCACUUUUCCUGUGGCUUCUCUCUCGUGGCCGUAAUUGUGUGAUACGGGCGACGCUCGCACGGACACAGCGUGCACGCCUUUCUCUGUUUUCCUGGUCACUUCUAAACGUGUCGUGUCACAACUGUGUCGUCUAACCGAAUGCCAGCCAUUCUUCAUCAGCAACUAUUCGGGCGUCUCGUGCUCCUGUGCGUGAAUUGUCAAGCAUUCGUGCGUCCCACCCGCCCUGACGGGCUCUCAUCUGUGUAAAUAAAACCCUUUAUUCAUGCGUC